GGGGAAGGAAAGCGAUAGAUCUGUGUGGGGGACGGUGCUGCCUCCCCUCCGCACGUCGAGAUGUCGAUGAAUUUCGACCCUCGGCAGUUUGUGCAGUCGUUUGGCCGCGUCGGUCUGGGCAUCGGUGGUGCAGUGACGGUCGUCGGCGGCGGGCUGUGGCUGGUGCGCAACUGUCUCUAUAACGUGGAGGCAGGGCACAGAGCCAUCCUCUUCAACCGCAUCACAGGACUCGGAGAGAAGGUGAGGCGCAAGACAGGCUGCUCAUGGCGUGUGCGCAACGUAUCAGAUCGGUGUGCAUUGACGUGAUUUUUUUGUCAGGUGUAUGGCGAGGGGACUCAUUUCCUGGUGCCGUGGUUCGACCGCCCCAUUAUCUAUGACGUCCGGACGCGGCCAAGGGUGCUGGUGUCGCUGACGGGCUCCCGCGACCUGCAGAUGGUCAACAUCACGUGCCGUGUGCUGUCGCGUCCCGACGAGCACAUGCUCACGACCAUCUACCGCACUCUCGGCAAGGACCACGACGAGAAGGUGCUGCCGUCGAUCAUCAACGAGGUGCUCAAGAGCGUCGUUGCGCAGUACAACGCCUCCCAGCUGAUCACGCAGAGAGAGGUGGUGUCCCGCACCAUCAGAAACCUGCUGGUGGAGCGGGCCAAGGACUUCAACCUGCUGCUGGAUGACGUGUCCAUCACCCACCUGUCCUUCUCGCCCACAUUUGAGCAGGCCGUCGAGUCCAAACAGGUGGCGCAGCAGCAGGCCGAGCGGGCGAGGUUCACGGUCCUCAAGGCACAGGAAGAGAAGAAAUCUACCAUCAUCAAAGCACAAGGUCACACACAUGCACACAUACGCACACACACACACACAAUCAGACUCAUGUGGGCUUUACAUAUCUUUCUCUCCCUGUGUGUGAUUGAUUAGGUGAGAUGCGUGCUGCGGAGCUGAUCGGCAACGCCAUUGCCAACAACCCCGGGUUCAUCGAGCUGCGUCGGAUCGAGACGGCCAAGGAGGUGUCCAACAUCCUCUCCAAGGGCGCCAACCGGCUGCUGCUCGGCAGUGAGUCGCUCCUUGUCAACCUCCUGGGCGACCACACCACCAGGGUCACAUCCGGGUCACCCACAGCUGCGGUGGCCGGCAAAUGAGAUGAGUGUACAAGGUGAGCAUGGGGAAGGUACGGAUGGGCUAUGUUCGGGAGGCACAUUUUUCGUCGUUGUGCUGGUGUGUCGUGUCUGUUGUUCGUUCAGGUGGAGUUUGCUGCGCAUGUAAGUGCUUUCUGCGGUUCGUUCCUUCUCUCCCUCUGCAUGUAUUGUUCCUUCUGCGUCGUUGAUGCCGAGAACUUGCUGUGACAUGGGAGAAGACCAUAAUGCUGUAUCUGUGUUUCUGGCGAUUUAUGGUGGUGAGUGUCGUCAGAGUUUGUGUCGUCAUUGGCUGUGUGGCAUCGACCCUUCACAGUCAAGGACGACACUGGCCGUGACUGACGCUCACCACCACACAGAGCCAUAGGGAAGAAAAGCGUGUCUGACCCACGUCCAUCUGCGUGCCUCGGCG
Messenger RNA from Vitrella brassicaformis, 1539 nucleotides. NCBI's taxonomy places the organism in Eukaryota, Vitrellaceae. The record is from the annotation of a GenBank genome assembly.